Messenger RNA from Nipponia nippon (crested ibis), 1338 nucleotides. The record is from RefSeq and is a predicted model, not a curated record. NCBI's taxonomy places the organism in Eukaryota, Metazoa, Chordata, Aves, Pelecaniformes, Threskiornithidae.
ACCAGCCCCAGGGAGUGUAUUUCUGUCCACAUUGGCCAGGCUGGUGUCCAGAUGGGCAACUCCUGUUGGGAACUGUAUUGCCUGGAGCACGGGAUCAAGCCAGAUGGCAUCAUCUCCUCUGAUGCAUCCUCAGGGCAAACAGACUCUUCCUUUGGGACCUUCUUCAGUGAGACAGGAUCAGGGAAGUAUGUGCCCAGAGCAAUAUUUGUUGACCUGGAGCCUGCUGUCAUUGAUGAGAUCAGGACUGGGACCUACCGCACGCGUGUCCACCCAGAGCAGCUCAUCAGUGGCAAGGAAGAUGCUGCCAACAACUAUGCUCGGGGCCACUACACUGUUGGGAAGGAGAUCAUUGACUCGGUUGUUGACAGGGCUCGGAAAAUGGUAACAACCCAUUUGUGGAGGGUCUUCUGCAUUAGCAGCUCUGGUUGCUUAACUUGGCCCUUCUGGCUCUUGGAGCGGCUCUCCGUGGAGUACAGCAAGAAGUCCAAGCUGGAGUUCUCUGUGUACCCAGCCCCGCAGGUCUCCACAGCGGUGGUGGAGCCCUACAACUCCAUCCUCACCACCCACACCACCCUGGAGCACUCAGACUGCUCCUUCAUGGUGGACAACGAAGCCAUCUAUGACAUCUGCAACCGCAACCUGGACAUCGAGCGGCCCACCUACACCAACCUCAACAGGCUGAUUGGGCAGAUCGUAUCAUCGGUCACUGCCUCCUUGAGAUUUAAUGGUGCUUUGAAUGUUGACCUGAUUGAAUUCCAGACCAACCUGGUGCCCUACCCACGGAUACACUUCCCGCUCACCACCUACGCACCCAUCAUCUCGGCAGAGAAAGCCUACCACGAGCAGCUGUCGGUGCCGGAGAUCACCAACGCUUGCUUUGAGUUCUCCAACCAGAUGGUGAAAUGUGACCCGCGCCGUGGCAAGUACAUGGCAUGCUGCCUGCUGUACCGGGGCGAUGUGGUGCCCAAGGAUGUGAACGCGGCCAUUGCAGCCAUUAAAACGCGCCGGUCGAUCCAGUUUGUGGAUUGGUGCCCCACGGGCUUCAAGGUGGGGAUCAACUACCAGCCUCCCACGGUGGUGCCCGGGGGAGACCUGGCCAAGGUGCAGCGGGCUGUCUGCAUGCUGAGCAACACCACGGCCAUCGCGGAGGCGUGGGCCCGCCUGGACCACAAGUUUGACCUGAUGUACGCCAAGCGAGCCUUUGUGCACUGGUACGUGGGGGAGGGCAUGGAGGAAGGGGAGUUUUCGGAGGCCAGGGAGGACCUGGCUGCCCUGGAGAAGGAUUAUGAGGAGGUUGGAAGGGACUCGGCAGAUGGAGGGGAGUACGAUGAGGAAUAA